AUGGGCAGGUUUGGUAAUCAAUUAGAUCAGCUUUUGGGUUCGAUUCAUUUUGCUAUACGUUUGAACAGAACUUUGGUAUUACCACCCUUUUUGGAGUACCCAUAUGGGUUUGUUAAGGUUGUAAGUUUUUGUAAACUACUAUAGUUUUAGUUUUAUUAUAAUUUCAGUUUUUCUAUUAGGUAAUGAUAGACGAAAGUCAUAGUUUAAUAGUUAUAAGAUUGUUUUUAGGAGCCAAAGCCAUUUGAAAACAUCUUCAAAAUAGAACCUUUCCAAGAUGUGUUGCCGGUUAUCAGUAUGGAAGAGUUUAUGGAUGACAUUGCUCCGGAUAUUUGGCCAAAUUCUAAGAGAUAUGGUAAGAAGGCUUUUACUGCAAACUCAUGGAUAAUUUUGAAAAAAACGCGUUUUUGGACCUUUCAUGUAAUAAAAUGAAAUUUCUUCUAUUCUUUAAACUUAUUUGCAACACUAAAUUAAUAUUUUAGUGUUUUGCCACCGACCUCGUACCAGCCCAAUAGCACCAAAUAGCCCAGCUGGAUGUCAUAGUAAAGAAGGGAAUCCAUUCGGAGUGUUCUGGGAUCAUUUUGGCGUAGAUUUUGUUGAAGAUAAGUACUUUGGAGACAUUGGAUUGGCUCUUGAUGAUAGAAAUGUUGAAAAAUGGAUUAAGUUGUAAGUAAUUGAGGUCUGUAAACUGGUUUAAACGCUAUAAAAAGGUAUAUAAGUACUAAAACUUAUAAUAAUAAGCAAGAUUAGUUUGCAAAAACAUUUUUAAGAGUGAUAAAAGGAAACAAACCUUAACAGAAGAAAUGAAAAUGUUAUUUUAGCAGUGAAAAAUACCCAGUUCUGGCCUUCACAAGUCCUCCAGCUGGUUUUCCCUCACCAUCACAGUACCAUCAGUACCAAAAAUACUUGGAAUGGAAUGAUGAUAUCUUGGCUGAAGCUGAAAACUUCAUUAAAUUGCAUUUAAGUCGACCGUUUGUGGCUGUUCAUUUGAGGAACAACGUCGAUUGGGUGGGUAACAUAAUAAAGAAGCAGAAAGAACGAUUUCGCUUAUAAUUACGAUGAUCUAUUUAAAAAUGGAAUUACAAUGCCGUUAGUUAUUGAUAGGUUUACAAUUACUUAUAUAUAAAGCUUAUAACAUAUUAUCAUAAGCUAUCUAAACAUAUCUUUUCAGGAACAAGCUUGUACUCAUGUCAAUCCUAAUCACCACUUCUUCGCUUCAGCUCAAUGUACGGGAGAAGACUUUGAAGUUACAGUACCUUCAAAGGAGAUAUGCUUUCCAAAUAGAAAUACAGUAAUCGCUUCGAUCAAAGAAGUUGUUGACGAUGUUGGAGCCAAAAGCAUCUUUGUGUUUAGCGACAAAGAUCACAUGAUAUCAGAAUUAUACAAAGAGUUUGGCAGGGUAUGUUAUUGUUGAGGGUAGGGUAGGGUGUAGUUGGGUAUGAUGUGAUAUGGUAGGUUAAGAUAGGAUUGGGUAGGGUAGGGUAGGUACUAGUUGUGGAAUCACUCCUUUCGUUUCCGAUGAUUAACAUGAUACGCUCCAUUUCCUUGACUGUCCAGAUCAACCUCCGUCUAGCUUUGACCGCCAUACUCUAAUAUUAGAAUCCACUUGUUAACGUCGGAAGCUGACACAUUGUGUAGAACAUUCGUUUAUUAUUUUUAACCUUCAUGUUAAUAUUUUAGAAAGUAGCAGUACGGAAACUAGCCCAACCGGAUCCAUAUGUCAGUUUAGCAAUUGCAGGACUAUCUGAUCACUUCAUAGCCAAUUGUAUGUCAACAUUCUCUGCCAUAACAGUACGACAACGAAGAUAUCAAUGUGAAAGUCCAAAGUCUACCUCGUUUUUUGGCUUAAAUUUAACAAAACCAAUAAAGAAUCUGGAACUGUAA
Messenger RNA from Bursaphelenchus okinawaensis, 1881 nucleotides. Lineage: Eukaryota; Metazoa; Nematoda; Chromadorea; Rhabditida; Aphelenchoididae. The record is from the annotation of a GenBank genome assembly.